AUGGAUGAUGAGAAAUUAAGGAACAAAUUAAAACGGGUCAUACGAUCGGCAAGCCUUGAAAAUAUCAAGCAUAAGACGAUAUGUCGUAAGGAUGUGGCAUGGAUGUUCCAGCAAUGGGAUGGUAACAAUGAUGGAGAAUUGAGCAUGAAAGAAUUAGUUCCAUUAGAGGAAGAUUCAAAGGAGAAAUGUUUGAAAGCAUACAUUGAUCGUUGUGACACGGAACCGGGCAAUGAUAAUGUGAUAACAUUGGAUGAAUGGUGUGAUUGCUUUGCUUGGGCGGAUGAUAAACAUGAACCACCAUGUCAUGCAGCAAAACAUCAACAAGAUCCGCAUUUAUUGGGUAUUUCAGAUGCUUUCCAUCCACGUUGCACAUUAGAAGGAUAUUAUAAGGCAGAGCAGUGUCAUGAGAAUUUCUGUUGGUGUGUUGAUAAAUAUGGUCGGGAAUUUGAUAAAUCACGGGUAAUAGGUCGUCUUCCGGAUUGCGGACAAUAUGCAACCGAAAUGGAUGAAAAUGAAAAGGAAGAUCUUGUGGCAGAAUUAUGA
This is a messenger RNA of Cercopithifilaria johnstoni, 543 nucleotides long. Lineage: Eukaryota; Metazoa; Nematoda; Chromadorea; Rhabditida; Onchocercidae. The record is from the annotation of a GenBank genome assembly.